AUGUCAUGCGCAUUAGAGAAUGUGGACGCUUGCCUGCCAAUAACGGCGAUUCAAGUCCUCAAAGUAUCUGGCCGUGAGCUCCUUCUAAGCGGCCAUGGCCCAUGCCUUGUCGUAAAUGACAACGCUACGGGCCGGUUGCUGCAGCGCUGCCAGAUUUUUCAAAGAAACAAUAUCCAUGGCAUCAAAAUCCUGGGCUUCGCUUCCGCCCAGCCGGGAUGUACAUACAAAAUAUUUGCUUGGGGAGGCCAAUCCCUCCGGUUAUUGGACCUAAAGAUAGCAGAGCACGCGUUAGAAAAAAGCAUCCUUUUGACAACCUCGAGCUUAGAGUUUACUUGCCCCGACUGGAUUUUGGAUGCCGACUUUUACACUUCCACUGAAGACGUUCCAGGCUCACCAAUGCACACAGGAUGUCUAAUCACGGCGCAUAACGUGAUCUUUGGCCUGUGUUGGAAAGACAAUUCAAACCAAGCAGGUUCUAUAUUUCGGCUUUAUGAGAUAGCCUCUGAGCUGAAGCCAAUCCUGUACUCUGCUGACAUCGCUUGGAUCUCUCCUGCCCUUAUUUUGGUUGCUUCUGGCACCGUUUUCGGCGAGAUUAUUGUUUGGGAAUGUCAUAUACGCACACACUCUGCAGAACAUAAAUUUUCAGAUUAUUCAAUACGUAUCAGUCGCUACUUUUCUGGCCACCAAGGCUCAAUAUUCGGCGUUAACAUUUCCAAGGAAGUACAUAUUCCAGGUGAAACAUUGGCCCGGCGGUACUUGGCAAGUUGCAGCGAUGACAGAACUAUAAGAGUCUGGGAUAUAUCUACCUGCUGCUCCUCUCAAUAUGAGGGACGAAAUGAUCCUUUUAGGAGUAGGACGUCAAACUCAACCGGAUUUGGGCUAUCGGCCGACGAUAUUCCUAACCAGGAAGCAUGCAUAGCAAAAGGAAUGGGGCAUGCAUCUAGAAUAUGGGGAGUUUACUUUCUAGACAUAUGUCUGCUUCAAGCUACUUUAGUAUAUAAUAUCCUAUCUCGUGGAGAAGAUGGAACCUGUCAACUCUGGAAGUUUGAACUCCAACCAGAGAAAAUGGAGACAGCCCUUCCUGUCACAAUCGAUCAUAUAUCAACUCACACAUAUCACACUGGCAAGAAUAUAUGGGCAAUAGCCAUCGACGACGACGAUGCUGAAGUUUUUAAGGUUUAUUCAGGUGGUGCCGACGGCCGUUUAGUCUCAUUCACUCUUGAUCGGAAUGGUGCUUGCUUGCAAAUUUUAGGUGAACUUUCUGGUGGGUAUUCAGCUGAUGAGGUCGUCAGUCAGCUAGGAUUGAAACACAAGUGUUUUGAGGGGAGCGCACAAAAAGAAGGAAGGUUUGCUCAUUAUGCUUUUGUUUCUGAUGUCAGCUUCAUUGCAAUUACUCUUCAGGGAAAAUUACUCCUUGGGAGUCUGUUACCUGUGCCUCGAAGCAAAAAAGAAAUGAUGGUGUCUUGGAGUAUGGUAACAACACUUGAAGGGGCUGCAGCGCAAUACGUCAUUUCUGGGAACCCCAAAGAACAAGUGGGAAUUAUCGGAGCACCAAACGGUAUGAUAUGGCUGUAUUACUUGCCCACCAAUUCAAUUAGGAACGUUCUUCAGACGGAAUCGAAACCAUCGGGGAUAUAUGCAAUGGACGUGCCAUCAUACGUCCCAUCCGCACCCGGGGCUUCAUACACCUCUUUUGUUACCACAUUCGUUAACAGUUCAACAGCAAUUUUCUUUACUCUGCGAACAGAUCCUGAUCCUGAGUUACUUUCUGAAAUAACAGUGAAUCUGCCCCCAAGUUUUCUGGUCACAGCCGCACUGUAUAUCAGAGCUACGUCCUGGUUGGUUCUAGGCUCAAGGCAUGGAGACAUUGCGAUAUAUCAUAUGAGCCCCCUUUUAGAAUCUGGCCUAGCCAACUGUACCUUCCUUGCUUCCUCCCUUCAUGGCAACGAUGCCAUUACCUCCAUCAUCGCCCUAGGGCAACCUACUGGGCAACACGAUCAUAGCCACGUCGUUACUACGGGAAGGGAUGGCUACUACCAGCUUCACUCCAUUCACUCUAGGGAUUCAGCAUCCAAGUUAAUCACUCUUCGUACUCUUCACAAAGCCAGUCCUCCUUUUGGCCCGAAUGUUGAAGGCGCUACUUUAGAUAACGAAACAAAUGAUCUAAUCCUGUAUGGUUUCAAAGGCAUUUACUUCAUAGUGUGGAAUGAAUCGGCGCAAACGGAACUAAUGGCAGCAAACUGUGGAGGCUGUCACCGUGUCUGGACAUACAAAACAGACUACGGAGGGAGAAAAACGUGUGUCUGGACCAAAGCUUCCCGGCUACAUAUGUUUUCAAGCGCCAAUUCUUCUCAUCGAGUUGUAUUGGCUGGGGGACAUGGCCGGGAAAUCAAAUCAGCCUCUAUUAUGAGCCUUCCGCCAGGCCCACAGGGAAUUCUUAGCAUAGUAUUUGCCACCGGAGCCGAAGAUACAACCAUACGCCUCUUUCUACCGCAGGCACGAAGCGAUAUUUUUUCUAAUGGAAUGUUCCGCUGUCAAAAAGCUUUAAAGAAGCACACAGCAGGUAUACAACACUUGCAGUGGUCGCCUUGUGGGAAAUUUCUUUUCAGUAGCUCAGGAUGCGAAGAGAUGUUUGUUUGGGGAAUACAGGUCGUUCCUAACUUUGGCAUUAGCGCUUUACUUUUAGGAGAGUGCCCGAAGAGCAAGCCUGUAUCUGAUCUUCGGAUUACGCAUUUUGAUAUACUUAAGCCUGGAAACGAAGAUGUCUUCCUACUGGCAUUAGUAUAUUCCAACUCCACUAUUGCGGUUCUCUACUGCGAUCCGAAUUUUGAAGACGGCUUUUUUAAACUUAUAGCACAGGGCCAGUAUUCUACCAACUGUCUCACGCAUGUCCGUUUUGUUAUAUCUGGUCGGCAGUCAUUUUUAAUUACAACAUCAACUGACGGACACAUCGCAUUGUGGAACUUAUCAGGUUUGGCUGACUUGAUAUUCAACGCAAACGGAAAAAGUAGUGUUCACCAAUCGAAAUAUAAAUUUCCAAUGGUACCCGUUGAGUUGAAAUACGGAAAGCGGUACGCUGUACACCGGAGUAGUAUCAAGGCUUUGGAAAUGCUCCAGAUCUCAGAAACCGAUUUUUUGGCAUUUUGCGGGGGCGAUGAUAAUGCACUGUCAGUCUCACGGCUUGAUUUUUCAGGAUCUGAGUCCGGCGAACAAGGGGAAUCAUACUCAUUCAUUUUGCUACCUCAAGCGCAUGCGUCCGCGAUCAACGCAAUAGCUGUAAUUGGAGAUAUCAGGCACCUUGAUGAUGGGUAUGAAGUUACCAUCGCAACUUCAGGCAAUGACCAGCGGUUGAAAAUCUGGUCUAUUCACGUAUGCGAGCCUAAAGAUAGGGCUAUUACCCUUACCCCAAAGAGAGACUUAUAUACCGCUGUUGCGGAUAUAUCAUCAAUGGAAGUAUUUACUGCCAAUGGAAACGGCCAAAUACAGCAGUACUUGGUAGCGUGUGGCGUGGGUAUGGAUAUAUGGCGAGUGAAUGAUUGUUGA
Ophidiomyces ophidiicola is the source of this 3543-nucleotide messenger RNA. It is a transcript of the gene WDR6, whose product is annotated as WD repeat-containing protein 6. Lineage: Eukaryota; Fungi; Ascomycota; Eurotiomycetes; Onygenales; Onygenaceae. Gene Ontology annotation, cellular component: cytoplasm. The transcript has 3 exons. Gene Ontology annotation, biological process: tRNA methylation. Bases 1 to 3543 code for a protein of 1180 amino acids. The record is from RefSeq and is a predicted model, not a curated record. Gene Ontology annotation, molecular function: protein binding.